CAUCUAUUGAUAUCAUCAGUAUUUUUAAGACUAGUACUAUAAAUUGAAUUAGCAAAAUAUCUUUUCUCUAGUGAAAAAGGCACCAAAACGUCUUUCUAGCCCAGGGACCCACGUCCUUGUAAAUCCGGCCUUGGAUCGUAGUGUUUGCAUAUAACGGAAACAAAUACAAUUUUUAAACAUCCAAAUUUAUGUCGCAGCACCUGCACGCCGUCGUCGCGCCCUGCAUGGUUUAGGAGUCCGAGCGCGCUAAACACGGGACAUCAAAGAUGAGACAGCAGAAGAGCCGGGAGAAGCAGAGGGAUGGAGGAGAGGGGCGCAAAUAAGCCACGCUGCACCGAGGAGGGGAUCCGGCGCGCUCUUUGCAUAAAGAGGCAACUCGGUGCGUGAACACGAGCCAAUGCGCCGAGGAGCGAGGUGCAGUUGUGUCUGUGCUCUGCUGCAGGAGAAGAUUUUUUUUUUUUAAAUCGCUAAGUGAAUUCAGCAAGAGAGAGAAAGAGGGAGAGAGAGAGACAGAGAAGGAACCCUGGUUUGAAAAAAAAGGGGGAGUAACCAUAGGUGAGGAAGGAAGAGGGAGCGGAUAAAAAGAAGAGGAGAGGAAGGGAAGCGGAUUGCUGCAGCUCAUUCGAGUCAACAUAACGCAGGAGUUUAAUUCCUCCCUUUCCAUCCGCACCGUCCACAAUGACAAUCUAAUUAGCGGUGCGCCAAAAAAAAAAAAAAUUACGCACAACUUUUUCUCCUUCUCCAGUCACUUUACCGGGUUGAUCCUCACCGGUAAAUAUUAAAAAGAAAAGAAAACCAGUGGAUCAUCGCUCAUCACUCGGACCUCGGAUCUCCUGCGCUCGCAAGCAACCAUCGGGGGUCUUUGGGGGGUGGAGGGGGGCGUCUGAAUCUUGUGAUGGGGGCAGUGGCUGAGGUCGGGAGCUUCGCCAACGGGUUUUUAGAUAGCUUUGGAGCCGCUUCGGCUUCGGUCGGUUCGCAUUUCGUUCUCACCCCAGCGGGGGCCGUGGACUACAACUCUGCAACGGGACUGAUGCUGGGAGGACAGGCGCUGCUGCAGCAGCACCAUCAUCACCACCAGCAGCAGCACCAGCAGCACCAGCAGCAGCAGCACCACCACCACCAGCAGCAGGAGAACCUGGUGUCCGCGGAGAGGCUAUCCCGGAGCCUGGCGGACCUGAGCCAUCUGAAAGGGAUCCUGAGGCGGCGGCAGCUUUACUGCAGGACCGGCUUCCACCUGGAAAUCCAUCCGGACGGGACAGUGGAGGGUACCAGGAAAGACCACAGCAGAUUCGGUAUUCUGGAGUUCAUCAGUCUUGCGGUGGGUCUGGUCAGCAUCAGAGGGGUGGACAGCGGCCUUUACCUCGCCAUGAACAGCAAGGGGGAGCUGUAUGGAUCGGAAAAGCUGUCAGCAGAGUGCGUUUUCAGGGAGCAGUUUGAGGAAAACUGGUACAACACUUACUCCUCAAACAUCUACCGGCAUGGGGAGAAAGGGGCCUUCUACUUCGUUGGGCUGAACAAAGAUGGCACGUCGCGGGACGGAACGAGGUCGCGACGGCAUCAGAGGUUCACGCACUUCCUACCGAGGCCCGUCGAUCCAGAGAGAGUCCCAGACCUGUACAGAGACAUACUGGGCCAGAGCUGAGGGUUAAAAGCCGCCUGUGCCCUCAUGCAGCUAAAACUGGUCGAAAUAGGCCAACUGAGUGCGCCAAAAGUCAUCCCUUUCCUUUUUUUUUUGGAGACGGAGGAUCUUGUGGAUCUGGACGGAACAGGGUCGCGAAGAAAGCACUGAGUCUAGUCCAUGCUGUUGGGUUGGAGAGGGAAGGAAAAAAGUCUGGGAUAUGAGAAGAAAAACGCAAGUGGACUCUAACAAAGGGACACAGAGCAGGUUCCUCAAAUGUUCCUCAUUGGCCUAUGGAAAGACCCUGGUGGCCAAGAGGAUAAAUUCUUUUAUUUUUUGGAUUUUUAUUAGUUUUCAUUUGAUAAAGUCCAAAUACAUGCUCAAAUGGACAGGAUCUGAUAGUUGUGUGAUUAACCACCAGCUGCUGGUAGCCUUCCACAGCCAUGUCUGCUGGGACUUCACUGCUCCACUACUAUCAGUAGAUGUUUUAGUUGUUUUUUUCUGUCUAACAUUACCGAGGCUGCUAUGGCUUGUUUGUGUUAAAAAACAAACAAGCAAUAGUUUCAUGCACUGGAAAGCAGCCAUGCUUGUUCUGGAAAUCAGCUGCUGCUCAGAAACUACCACUGCUCUGCAAAGUUUGAGAGGAUGACGAAACGAGAGACGGGUCUUUUUGGUUGAAACACCAGGGACUCGUUCAGUGAAGGAAUUUAGCUGUUGUACACCUGACUGUCCGCAGUCACGACAGCGAGCGUCUGGCUGAUAAAAGGCAAACAUUUAGAUGGAUUUUAUUAUUUAUAUGUUGUUGUUUUUUUGCCCUUAGGGCACACAUUAUAUUUAUUUCAUAUAUUUAUUUAUUUCAAGAAUAUAUUUUUACAGG
Molecule: messenger RNA, 2495 nt
Organism: Xiphophorus couchianus (Monterrey platyfish)
Lineage: Eukaryota; Metazoa; Chordata; Actinopteri; Cyprinodontiformes; Poeciliidae
Product: fibroblast growth factor 9-like
Exons: 3
Coding region: 896-1642 (248 amino acids)
Molecular function (GO): growth factor activity
Source: RefSeq, a predicted model, not a curated record